UUCAUUUAUACAUUGGGAAAGAGCCUUUAAGCAUAAAAUCUCUUUACUAAUUAUUCGCUUAUUAUCUUUCCAUCAAUUAUACCAAUUUUUUCAGCCAACAUCGCCUCUCGUGAUAGUGUGUUAGCUGGGCAUGAAAAUUAUAUUUCUCGUGUGUGAUCGUUUUUAGUCAAGAUUACAAUAGUUCUAAAGCUUUGCUGUGGUGUCGUUGGUACUGCUAUUGUUGUUGCCAUUUUUUGUUAUUGCUGUCCUAAGAAACUUUUGAUUUCUUAAUAUUAAAUUUAGUGAGUGUUUUAUGAAAGGUAAUUCACGUACAUACAACCUCUCAUCUGUAAAGUGUUAAAUUUCGUGUAGAGAAGGAAGAAAUCGUUAGUGCGAGAGUGCAAAACAACCUGCAAGCGUUACGUGUGAGCUGAUUUUUAUUUGUUGCUUUGCUCCACCAGUUAAUUUGAGUGGCUGACUACCCAUACAAUUAUAUUACACCUGAAGUUAGACUAGCAUAGAUCCUCUAACUCAAGAAGUUGGCGUUUUUUCAAAAGAGGACCAUGACUGCUAUGGUGAUGCAUGGACGCGGACCAUUACUAGUGCUAGCUUUCUUGGCCUUCGCAUCGAUUCAAGCUUACAAAACCGCUCUGCCGGUGGAGAUCCAGCCGGACAACCAGGUGGCGGUGAACGUGGGCCAGAGCCGGACGAUCCUGUGCAAAGUGGCCGUGCCGCUGCAGUUCUGCCGGUUCGUCAUACCGGGCGAGCCCAGCCUCGUGCUGUCGCCGAACCAACCCUCGGAGGAUGGCAUCGAUUACUUUGGCGAGGGCAUCGACAGGGGCCACUGCGGUGUCAAGAUAUCAUCGAUCAAGGAGAAGCACGACGGCAACGUGACCUGUUACCUUACGCCCACGAAGGGACGCACCGAAAGCUUCAACUCGGUUCGACUGAUUGUGGCUAGACAGCCGGACAACCCGCAGCUGCGGCUCAACAAGAUCGGACACUUCAAGCCCGGCGAGAAGAUGGAGAUCAGCUGCACAGCCGAGGGCGGCCGCCCACCCGCCAACGUCUCGCUCUUCCUCGACGACGAGCCCAUCGGGUACGACGAGAGGCCGUUCCUGUACGGGCGGAUGGAGGACAGCAACGUGGCUUCGCUCAACACGUCCCGAAGCGUCACGCCGAACGACCACGGCAAGACCCUGUCCUGCGUCGCCAGCCACCUCGCCCUCGCCGAACCGCUGAGGACCCAGCGAACCAUCAACGUCAACUUCGCGCCGGAGCCUCAACAGACGAUCGAGUCGUUCGGCAAGGCGAUCGGCAGGUCCGGCAAGGUGAACGUGACGGUGCACGCCAACCCGAAGCCCAACUUUACCUGGAAGGUGGGUGACGAGGACAUUCCCGCUGGCCAAACCGACUCGACCGGCCGACUGCAGACCUCCUCCGCCAUCGACCUGGGCCGAGGAUACUGGAAUGUCGAAUUGACCAUCGACAGUGUUCAGAAAUCUGAUACCGAGAAGAUGUACGCACUACGAGCCGACAACGGUGAAGGAUACGCCAAUUACAAUAUAAUAUUGUCCUCUUCAUCCGAGCCACCAGCAGGAGUCGACUUGGACGCCGGAUCAAUAAUUGGAAUCGUCAUCGGAGUCUUGCUGCUGAUCCUCGCUGUGUUCCUGGUGGUUUUCGCUCGCGCAACUGGACGCUGGUGUUUUGCCGCGAGGCAUCGGAGCGACGAAGAGGCAGACGGGGGCGCGGGCGCCGACCAGCACGAGGAGCACAUCAUAAGCGAGGAGAAGGUCCCGGCCAGCCAGCACGGCCAGGAGAACCCCAUACACGCCAGCAGCGAGUACGUCAACGGCAAGGACAGCCUCGACAAGAAGACCAACACGCCCGUCUAACAACUCUUCUCCCUCGCCCCUCCAACCCCGCCUCGCUACGCCACAUCUCUCGACCCACCUCACCGAUCACGUUAAUUACGCGGCGACGACGUCCACAAAACAACUGUAACGAUAUUGCGCACGACGAGCGCGUACGACAUCGGGGCUCUUUUCCCUCGAGGAAAGGAGUACUGUUCGCGUGCUCCACCUUUUGUGUACUUCAUUUAAAUUCUUACACCCCCGUUGCGUUGGGAUCGCCGACUUGAUGACCGAUGCGGAGCUCCGGUCGAUCGUGGAGGUUGACCGCACAAGUGCGAUUCGCCAAAGAGCUCUUGGGUUUGAAAUCGGCGAUCGGCAUGUUUGAAUAAAAAUAAUAGUUGCACGUCGACGCGUGUUUUUUUUUUUUUUACCAUUGUAACCGAUGCAGUGGGUGCGAGUGUGUGCGCGUGGCCUCGGGUGUUGGAGGCCUCGUUUACUCGAAAGUCCCGGAUCGACCAGCCAUAACACACUUAUUUCUCAUUGCAAGAACAACAGCCACAUCGAACAAGCGAACGGACUUUCCUCGGGCGAGCGGCGCCGUCCUCUUUUUCUGCGUUUUAAGAUAUAAUUGAUAAGAAGGGAGUGAGAUGGAUGCUGAUUGACGAGCAAAAAUAGUAACGACAAGCGCAUGAAUCCUUUUUUUUCCCAAGUGGGCCUUUUUGCGAUUGGCACUGUAUUUUUUGGUCUGGCAGCUGUUUCCUUUUUAGAUGUUUAGCCAGCCGAUGGCUCCGAAAGGUUCGCGCACUUGUGGUACUUUAAGACGCUUUUUUACAUGUCUCGCUAAAACGAAGUAACAACAGUACAGUUACCCGUUUUUUUGAUGAGCAGUUUUCUUUUUUUUAUUUAUUUUGUGAUUGACGAGCCCUCUGGGUUCGUGGUUUCAUUAAAUACAUGUGAAAGACCGAGUUAGCUGCUGCGUUACUUCGCUUUUCUUUCGUAUAUGUGAGUUUGUAAAUAGUUUAUUAAGAAAGAGUAAGUAUAGCUUAAACUAAAAGAAAAUAAAACAUCAUUGAUGAAAAAACAAAAAAAAUAAAUCAAUCUUGUAAGAUGAAACUCUACUUUAGCGGGAAUUAUUCCGGCACGUGUGUAACUAAGGUCUAGCUCUAUUUGUUCGAUUUUACCAUCGAAAAUUAAAUCUUACUGAAUUGGAGAAAAGAAGUAUUAUUAAUGAAAGACAUAAUUUUUUAAUUGACAAUGAGAAAUCCAAAUGUUUUUUAUCCUGAACCUUAGUUACAGCACACUUAGUUUAAGUUAGAUAGUGCGGCAGUCUUGUAGCGAGAACUAUUCUGACUGGAAAUAAUAUUAUUUUAACAUUCCAAUAACGUUAAGCAAGAGAUAAGAAAAAAUGACUUUUUUGCACGUAAGCACUUUUCAUACAGUAUUAUUUCAUGAAUGAUCAAAUUUUUUAAUUGCCCAACAGUACUGUUUGUUUUUUGUAUUACCAAUUUGGGAUCAAUUAAAUCCACUAAGUUUAUUCUUGCAAAUUCUUAAAUAAAUUAAGUUUGUACCUUAACCGAGGCUGCAUCCGUCCAUUAAGAAAUUUUUUUUUAUACAUGUCAAGUAAAAUGAAUUGAGAAAAUGUUUUAAAUACCUUAUAAAACGUAGUCAAUAACUUUUCAAUUAUCUAUUGUGAUCUGUUUGACUAAAUUUUUUAAUUAUAAAUUCAUCGUAUGUAUUUUUAACUGUGUUAUUUCCAAUUAUAAUUUUUUGGAAAUUAUGUGGCUCUUGAAACGAUUUUCUCACUUCCGGAGGAUGCAGUUUAAUUAGCUUCAGCAAAAAUGAUAAAAAAUUUUAUUUUGAUAUAAUGUUUGGUUUUUGUAAAAAAUCACGCGUGGAGCACUCAGAUCACAUUUAUUUUUUGUAGUUUAGUAUUAUAAUUAGUAUUUUUAUCUUUACGACCAACGAUUCUUUAAAUUGAUAAGUCGUUAGGUUAUUUUUGGGGAUUAUAAAAAGGUAUUUCACGUAAAUUAAUACGUGGCUAAAUUUAAAUGUCAACUAAUGCAUAAUUGACAAAUUUUUAUUUAAGAUCGUAAAAACAUUUAUUUCAUUAUCACACAGUAUUCUGAAUUUCCCUGAAUCGAUUUGUGAAUAGGAUCACAACUUUUUAGCUCCUUAUACUUUUCCAUUCCAUUAAAGUGUUACUAAAUGUUUAUAAACGACUCACAAGCUUUGUCUACUUUUUCGUUAAUGCCUUCGACAAUAAGAGUUUUCAUGCACAUGUACAGGUAAAUUUUACUUAGCGCUAUGUCGUUGGUGUGUUAAGCUAAGAAACAAAAGAGAAGAAACUCGCAUUGUCCAACAAAUUGUACGCCAGCGUAUAAGUAUUAAGCUUGCAAUGUAUUCAACAAAACACAACGUAACUGCCGUAAACGGAGAUUAUUGAAAGCAACAAUUUUAUAAGUAAUUUUUAUUUCCUUGUAACUGUUACUUUUUUGACUAUUAUUAUCGAACUGACAAAUUUUAUAAUGACCACAAAUAAUAAUAAUAAAGACUUUGAAUCAUAAGAAAAAAAAAAAUCACACGAGACUUUUGCAAGUCAUUGAACUUGCUGUACCUUUUUGAAAUUCAUUUACUUACAGCUAUAAGACUUUUUAGCCACAUACAAUGUCUAAAUGACAUAUUUAAAUCAGCUAAAUCUGUUUGUAAUAAGCUAAGCGAAGCUCAAACGAAAAAAUCAAAAUAGCUGACCCUCACGGCUAGCAAAGAUUCCAUUUGUUUCGAAGCAAGGAGGAAAGCGACUAUAUCUGUGGCCCAAAGUCCAAAAGAGAGAGGAGUGAACGCGACCUCUAAGCUAAAAGCAAAUAGUCCGAGUCACGGGAACAGGUGGGAGCUCUGGUUUAGCGAUUUUGUAGCGGAGAUCAAACGUGAAUGCAGAAACUUAAUUGUCGUUGAUUUGCCUCGACUUAUUCGCGCGUGUUAUGUACAUAAAAUUAAAGAGAUAUUGAUAAAGGCAAUAUAUACCUAUAUACAUAUUAUAAAUAUUACUGUAAUAAGAUUGAACGCUAUAUCGAUGAUCCGUUACAAUUUCGAAAAUGAAGAGUCGAGGCACUUGGCUUGCAACAAAAAAUAGUGAAAAAUGAAAGUUUGGAGACUAUCAAUCCUAGAGAAAACAAGAAAUCUUGCAUCCCAAUUGCCAAUGAUCCGUAGUUGUGAUUCAUAAUCAAAAGAAAAAUAAAGUGUUAUUGUCCGGCAGAGCAAUGUUUAACUCGGUGUUUAAGAAAUGCAGAGUCACCGCCUGACGUUGACGAAUCGCUUCAAAACGUUAAUGAGAUUGAACAGCUGAACAGAUGAAUGUGCAACGUACCCGUAUAAUUUUGAGACGUUCCUUAGCUCGUUGGAUUGAAUUAUAAAGCACUUAGAAAAUUGUACAAAAUUACUCUUUCGAUCGCGUUACGUUGAACAAACACGGCGAUUCUUCAAACGUCAGUCGGCGGAUUCGUUGUUUUAUUGAAACUCUAUUCAGGUAAGGUUUAAAUAAAAUAAUCAAACCACGUAAUGAUGGAGGAUGGAAAUUGUGUCGUAAUAAUAAGUGUCAGACAUGAGCGUGUGCAAGAACAGUGAAAAAAAAAAAAAAAAAAAAAAAAAAAA
Molecule: messenger RNA, 5480 nt
Organism: Copidosoma floridanum
Lineage: Eukaryota; Metazoa; Arthropoda; Insecta; Hymenoptera; Encyrtidae
Product: fasciclin 3
Source: RefSeq, a predicted model, not a curated record